CCUCGUCCGUUGCCGGGGCGACCCGCUCGUCAGCCCACCUGGGCGCCGGGCUCAAACCUCGGCCUCGGCGGCAGUCGGCUCGCUUUCAGGAUGAGGACGGCCGCGUUCUUCCUCGGGCUCGCGUUUCUCUGCUCGACCAGCGCAGCGGUCCAAGUGGAAUGGGCCUGUCGGGAUCGUUUUCUAUGGAUCCAGGUGAUGUCCAAAGAGCCCGUCCGCUUCGAGGCCGUCGAUGGCGACGGCGCGCACGCCAUCGGCGCGGCGGUGGCCUCUCGCUGCGGCUACAGCAUCGGCGCCUCGGACGCGGGCGGCCGCACCACCUUCCGAGCUUCUUACUACUCCUGCUUCACGGCCAUCCAGGACGACAAAGUGUUCAGCUUCCAAUUUAACGUAAUGGCGGGCGACGGCGCUUCCGAGCGGACGAGCCGCCCGGUUUCAGCCGUGUGUUCGGGUCCGAGCCGGCUCCGCCGAGAGAUGGUGUGCGAGGAGGACUACAUGGAGGUCAACGUCCAGCGGGAAGCUUCGUGCGCCGCCCGGCCGGGUCCGGCGUGGGAGGGGGCCGUCUCGCAGGCUCUGACGACGGCGAGCCGGGCCGCUCGGCUGAUGUUCCGGCAGGGUGACGGGCGCCUGACCUCGAUGUCGGUCGCCGAGGCGGAGAGCGGCGGUUACGGUUUGACCCUGACCGCCGAGAGGGCGGUGCUUCGAGCGCCGUACAAAGCCGCUGAAGCGCAGCUGACCCAAGUGGACGGCAUCCCUGUCGUAGUUGUCGGUGCCUUCCUGUUCUACAAGCGGCAGCUGAUGGUGCUAACCAUUGACAUGACCAUGGCCUGCACAGUCAAUUCCGCAUUCUACGACGGCGCUCGGCUGGUCUGGGAUGUCCCGCGGGUGCUGAGGCCUCUCGUGGAGGAGGGCGCGACAUUCAAAAGCCUGCAGCAUAGUCUGAAGGUGGGAGGCGUGGGGCUGGACGAGCAGAGCGCUGCGGCUCGAGGAUUUAGUCUAGUCCAGCAAGAACGCCUGGUCCAAAUCUUGAUACCCUUUGGGGCUGAGGGCGGCUACAAAAAGAGUUCGGUGGUAGACAACGUGUACAAGGAGACGUUUGUGAUCUCUCUGCUCUAUGAACACCGGUUCUCAGCGGCGUAUCAAGACGGGAGCAGCGUCGACACCAAACUUCAAAUUCUCAGGGUGCUCCAAACGCCGCCGCUCUGUCGGCAGCCCUUCAGCCUUAACCAGACUGACAGUGACGAGGGGCUAUUCAGGAUCUACCUGGGAAACAUUCCGAGUGAUGUCAUUUUAGAAGAAGUGACAGUUAAUAGGAAGCAAAUGCUGGCGGAGGCAACAGAAGGUGGCUUCGUUGUCAGCCCUGUGGUCCACCUGAACGGCAGUCGCGCUUACGAACUCCAGCUGCCGUUUUCAGAUGCUGUCGUUCACGAGAAGUACAUGGGGGACGGUGUGGUUCAAUACUCCAUCGACGUCAACUUCACUUUGAGCAACACGGCCCAGGGGGUCUCCUACUUUCAUCACGUCGUUAUCACAGCUCAAGUCUUGGGCGCAUUUCCACCAAAGAUCGCUGCUCAGUGUUCAGACCGAGGAAUGGUCUUCAGCGCGGUCAUGCCCCCUCGAGCGGAAUCUCUCUGGGAGGUGGGCGUCGACCAGGAGCCGCUGACGCCGCAACUGGCGGCUCAAAGAGGCUACAAACUCCGCAAUGAAAGUCAAAAAAUCACUCUGGAAGUUCCUGUAUUUUCCGCAGGCUUUACCUACGAGGACAUUACUUUGUUGAACUUUUAUGGGACCUUUAAGCUGUUGCUUCGAGAUAGCAGAACUUUGGAGGUUCAGACCACCACAUCAAAACGCUGUCGCUUCAAGACAGAAGACAUGAUAGUAUGUUCUGCAGAUGGCGUCAUAACGGUGGUGACCACGCCGGCGUCGACCUGGCCCACGGUCCGGCCUGACAAAACCAGCUUACUUGACCCCAGCUGUCGACCCAAACAGACUGACGCCACUCGGGUGCUUUUCCAGUUCCAACUGGACUCCUGCGGGACGAGGGCCACGCAGGUCGGCGACUUCGUGGUUUACGAAAACGAGAUCCUCCAUGACAGACAGCUCAUUGCAGAUGGACCAAACUUGAUCUCCCGGGAUUCUCAGUUUAAGUUAACUGUUAGGUGCUUCUAUCCGCUCAGUGGAAUUAACAGACUGACUGCGGAUCGGAUUUCCAGAUCUGAAAGUCCUGGAUUUGGUUCAAUCGAAGUCUUCGGAAGCCUGACAGAUCCAAAGAACAUGCCCCAUGUCCGCGAUUGUAUAGAGCAAGUUUCCAGCAAAGAAAGGAGCCCAUCAGAAACGGAACAAACCCGGGGAACAAUAAAAGUUGCGACCAGGCCAGGACCCCCGAGCGAGCCGCACGUUAAAUCCGAAAACCAGCAAACUGAUGUGAAAGUCGACGAGCACGUUCCAACCCCUCCGACUCUCUUGCCCUCCCCAGCUCAAGGCCAACUGGAGGAUGGCUUUUCUCUGAUUUAUAACGGCGGCUUUCGGCCAUCGCAAGGGACGAACGGCUUAAGUCUUGCAAAAGACUUGUACGAUGACGGCGUUGCCAGGUCAGAUGUAACUGGACUGGAAGACUGGUCUCCUCUCAGCCACAGGGACUUGAUCAAGCCGAAUGAAGCUCAUUGGCUCUUAAAGAAAGGGUCCGCUGAGGUUUUGGGCCGCUUUCACAUGUUUGCGGCAAACCAGCACAAGAGACCAGCCAACGCUCCUCAUAUGGAUCAUUCUGAGAAGAUUCCGGUCCCCCAAAACCCCAACAAAGUUGUGCGCCACAAUCAUUCCGUCAACAAUGUUCAAAAUAUCAGAGUUAAACCUCUGAGGAGACUUGUGUUCCAAAAUCCCAGCCAGAAAAGCGAUCAUUCAACAGCUGUCAACGGAAAGCGGCCUGAAGAUGCAAGACUGCGCCAUUGGGCGGAGACGCCGAACACCUGGGGUGGACCGUCUUCAUCGGGAGUCAUUCAAGCAGCAGGACCAUCUCGAAGUAGGAAUGGAGCGGAGCUCGGAGGAUUCUUGCCACAGGCACCUGGAUGGUCUGACGGGGUGUCUUCCCUUGGUAGCCCAGAUCUCGGCGACAAAGAGCAAUCAAACGCUCGCUAUAAGCUCAUGGAAGGGAACCUCGGGCCUGACGGAAACGUGGUCAAAUCCAGGACCUCCGGGCAACACGACUGUCACGGACUUUCUGAUCAGUACCCGGCUAGUAUUCACCAUGGAAUCGUCAGAGCCGUGGAACCAUUUGAAGGUGCCGGUCCAAGAAGACCGAAGCUGUUUUCAGGCGGGGCGACCGCACGAAUGUAGAACCGUGACGACGUCCGCUUUGAAUAAAGUCAAAGUUGUGCUGCUGAA
Molecule: messenger RNA, 3378 nt
Organism: Syngnathoides biaculeatus (alligator pipefish)
Lineage: Eukaryota; Metazoa; Chordata; Actinopteri; Syngnathiformes; Syngnathidae
Exons: 19
Coding region: 91-3330 (1079 amino acids)
Source: RefSeq, a predicted model, not a curated record